UCCAAACGUAAGAUAUUUUGAACAACCACAAGUUUAGCCGCUGAAGAUUCCCUGGUAGAUAACAAGUUAAUUGACAAACACAACACUGAAGAACUCAUGGUUCCAGUUACCUCCUGGGAUUCAAAUCAGAAUCUCUUUGCUAUCUCUCAUUCUUUAAGGUACAAUUCAAAAAUGGCCACCACGACUCUCUCGCAUCAUCUUCUCUGUCUCUACUCUUCUUCUUUUUCUUCCAAACAAUUCAAUUCAUCUCGUUCCAGAAACUUCACCUACUCAGUUCGUUACAAAACCGUCCUCAAAUCAUCACUUCACGAGAAAAACACCACCACUACCGCCACUUCUCUCAAAACUCCACCGCAAAAACAAAUUCCUAAAGUGAUAGAUAAACCCGACCCGAAACGAUUGACUCCAUCUGAUUCUUUUUCUGUUUUCUUCAGCAGUUUGAGAGAUGGAUUUAAGCUCGAUGAAUUGGGAAUGGAGAUAUGGUCUAUUGCAUUACCUGCUGCGUUGGCUUUGGCUGCUGAUCCUAUUGCGUCACUUGUCGAUACAGCUUUUGUUGGUCAUUUAGGAUCGGUUGAAUUGGCAGCAGUUGGGGUUUCAGUGUCUGUGUUUAAUUUAGUGUCAAAACUGUUCAAUGUUCCAUUGCUUAACAUAACAACAUCCUUUGUUGCUGAAGAGCAGGCAUUAAAUAAUCAGGGUAAUGGUGGUACUAGCCGAAUUGGUGAUGAUUAUGGUGUGGAGCAACAAGGCAAGAAACAUCUUCCUUCAGUAUCAGCUUCUUUAGUGCUUGCGGCUGGCAUUGGCAUUGCAGAAGCUGUUGCACUCUCUUUUGGCUCAGGUUUCUUAAUGAAUAUCAUGGGUGUUCCUGUCGAUUCACCUAUGCGAGUACCAGCUGAGAAUUUUCUUGCAUCAAGGGCCUUCGGUGCUCCACCCAUUGUAAUUGCACUUGCUGCACAAGGUGCUUUUCGCGGUUUUAUGGAUACAAAGACACCUUUAUAUGCCAUUGGGGCUGGCAAUUUACUGAAUGCAAUCUUGGAUCCAAUUUUAAUAUUUUUCUUUCAUUUUGGCAUUCGUGGAGCUGCUCUUGCUACUGUGAUUUCUGAAUAUUUAAUUACUUUUAUCCUUCUUUGGGAAUUGAAUGGCAAAGUAUCAUUGAUAUCCCCGGAAAUUGAUGGAGGAAGAUUAAUCAGUUACCUGAAAUCUGGUGGUCUUCUGAUCGGCAGGACAAUAGCAGUCCUUCUGACCAUGACACUGGCGACAUCCAUGGCAGCUAGGGAGGGCCCCGUACCAAUGGCUGGUUAUCAAAUUUGUGUACAAGUUUGGUUGACGGUAUCUUUGCUUAAUGAUGCGCUAGCACUGGCUGGUCAGGCUUUACUUGCCACUGAUUACUCUCAAGGGAAUUAUGAAGAAGCACGCCAGGUGGUUUACAGACUCUUGCAGAUUGGUUUAGUAACCGGAUUAGGUUUGGCUGUUAUUUUAUUCCUUGGAUUUGGAGCAUUUUCUCAUUUAUUCAGCACAGAUUCAGAAGUUCUGGAAAUUUCCUUGUCCGGUAUUAUGUUUGUUGCUGGAACUCAGCCAGUGAAUGCUCUUGCCUUUGUCCUGGAUGGGCUUUAUUAUGGGGUUUCCGACUAUGAAUAUGCUGCUUACUCUAUGGUUCUGGUUGCAAUAAUCUCAUCAGGUUUCCUUCUUGUGGCUGCUCCUGUUUUCGGACUUCUUGGUGUCUGGACUGGGUUAUUUCUAUUCAUGACCUUGCGGGUGGCAUUUGGAAUUUGGAGGUUGAGAACAAAAAGUGGACCAUGGAAAUUGGUUUGGUCUGAGAUGGAGCAGUGAAUCUUGCUGAUUUAUUGACAUUUCUACUGCCUUCUAAAGAUGUUGAGACAGUUGAAUUCCAUCUGGCCAAACCCCACGCAAGUGCUUCGAGUAUCAACUCCAGUUGGGUAACCACUCAGCAGCAACAAUGCCUUUCUCAUAUCAGAAUCACAUCACUGUAUCUGAAAAUUUACCCUCUAUUGUGGCCGGAAGGAUUCAUAUGAGGUGAGUAAAUUUCUGAGAACUACAUCUAUAUAACAUACCACCAAUCUGCAUAAAUAGGAUAUUAGUAUAGUAUGACUGUUCAAUAAAGUAAUUGGUGGUAAGGCAAGGAAUUUAGAAGCAAAGUAUUUUUCCUUCGGCUAUGCCAACGUUAAUCGGGUGUAUGUUAUUUAUUGAUAGUUUUUUUCCCGGCUAAUUGAGUUGUAUCGCAAAAUUGACUUACAAUUGAUAAUAUCUAUUCUAUUAAGUAUUGCUGCAUUAUUUUAUUAAA
Mangifera indica (mango) is the source of this 2299-nucleotide messenger RNA. Its product is annotated as protein DETOXIFICATION 44, chloroplastic. The record is from RefSeq and is a predicted model, not a curated record. Bases 97 to 1827 code for a protein of 576 amino acids. Gene Ontology annotation, biological process: transmembrane transport. Gene Ontology annotation, cellular component: membrane. The transcript is spliced from 13 exons. NCBI's taxonomy places the organism in Eukaryota, Viridiplantae, Streptophyta, Magnoliopsida, Sapindales, Anacardiaceae. Gene Ontology annotation, molecular function: antiporter activity; xenobiotic transmembrane transporter activity.